AUGUCCACAGAUGCUAUAUACCAGCGUAAGCUGCUUCAGCGUCAGAUGCAUCCGGCAUCAAAGACCCAGAGGCUCUGGAUCGUACCAGACAACGGCGUCUACACGACCAUUAAUGUUCGAGGCGAGGCUACCCCAGAAGGCUCCAUCGCCUUUAACCCAAACUUCGUCUACGGCACUGCCGACACUCCUGUGGUGCAGCCGGACCCCAACUCUGAUCAGUGGUGGCGGUACGAGGACGUGGGCUACAAGACUCUGUCUGGCCCGUCAAGCGGCGGGGGAAACCCUCACUACGAGAUGAUCAACGUGGGUCCCAUGCAGUCCGACGGCUCUGAGUGGGGAUACGUUCCGGAACAAGCAACUCCUGCCUACAACUACUUCCCGGCUCAGUUCUAUCCUUCCAGUAACGCCUACAACUACCCGGCCGCACCGAGCUCGCCAGCAGUUGCCAAAGAGGGCUACAUCUUCAGCAAUGGGCAGGGACAAGGGGCCGUUCGCCUGGACGGGACUGUAGGAAGCGAUCAUGCGACCAACGAGUUCGGGCCAGGAGUGAACUGGGGUGUCGACUACAACUAUUGA
Messenger RNA from Guillardia theta CCMP2712, 576 nucleotides. RefSeq lists its product as hypothetical. NCBI's taxonomy places the organism in Eukaryota, Cryptophyceae, Pyrenomonadales, Geminigeraceae. The record is from RefSeq and is a predicted model, not a curated record. Bases 1 to 576 code for a protein of 191 amino acids. The transcript is spliced from 8 exons.